Messenger RNA from Aplysia californica (California sea hare), 2341 nucleotides. RefSeq lists its product as uncharacterized. The coding region runs from base 113 to 847 and encodes 244 amino acids. The transcript has 2 exons. Gene Ontology annotation, molecular function: sulfiredoxin activity. The record is from RefSeq and is a predicted model, not a curated record. Gene Ontology annotation, cellular component: cytoplasm. NCBI's taxonomy places the organism in Eukaryota, Metazoa, Mollusca, Gastropoda, Aplysiida, Aplysiidae. Gene Ontology annotation, biological process: cellular response to oxidative stress.
AAACAAAAAGUAGGCCUGAAGUUAGAAGUAGUGGAUAGAAGCACACGGAACUGUCAGAAUGACUCGACAAUAAUUUUUAAAUCCUGUUAAAAUAUGUUUAAGUAGGUAAGCUAUGAACACGGGCUUGGUCAUAUUUUGCUUGCAGCCAUUCAAGCUGUUUAGAUCUUGUACUCAAAGAAUCAAUCGUAUCAAACAACAAGUCGUCAAAUAUCGUUCGCUAUCGCUACUAUUCGCGACAGCUUCGUGUUUAAGAGUCUGUAGUAGUUCCAGUCAGUAUUCUACUCAUUGCCUUUCUCUAACACCAGGAUAUCCCAGUUGCCCGGUUUCAACAUCUUCUGAAGUAUCCAAAAGCGUUUGCCCAGACGUCCAACCUUCUCGAGUGUUUUCAUAUUGGAAAAACUCGAAGGGGACAACUCGUCAAAGUUUACAGUCACAACCACAGGCUUCUUUCAGCACAGAAAAACAGACCAUGCCAGAAGUCAAAGAGGAGAAAUUCUGUUCUGGUUUACCCAAAGACUUGUCAGUUCAUGCUGCUCACAUAACCGAAGUACACAAUGUUCCCAUGAAGGUUUUGAUUCGCCCUUUCCCCUCUGUGUUGGAUGAAGACAAAGUUCUAUCUCUGAUGGAAACCAUACAGAACCCGUCAAUGGCAGACAAUGUUCCCCCGAUUGACAUUUUGUGGGUCACAGGACGACAAGGUGGAGACUAUUACUACUCUUUUGGUGGCUGCCAUAGAUACGAGGCCUUCAAGAGAUUGAAGAGGGAAACGAUUCCUUGCAAGAUUGUGAGGACAACAAUGGAGGAUAUAAAAACGUAUUUAGGAGGUUCCAUGCCAGAUCUGCUCUGAUGAUUUUUUUUCUUCUUUAUCGUUGUAAGAAAACUAAUGAUUUGCUGAAAAGCUAAAGUAAAAAAGAAUUUUCAGGGGUAUGUCGUCUAACUCUUUCUAAUGACCCUCAAGUAACGCAAAUUGUCUAAUCUUACACUCUUAAAAAAAGUGAGCACUGAGAGAGACAUCACUAUAGUACUGUUUGUAAUGCCUAGGUAGCAAAAAGUUCUGCUAUCUCACAUUUUUAGCCAUUUUGAGUGAACAAAACCAUGAGAUGAGAAAUUAAAUGCUCUAGCUGCUGUAGGAAAAUUGUAAGAUUAUUCUGAGUCGAUAUAAAAAUAUUCAAAGAACUGCAUUAAAAAAAGCUUGAACUGUGAAAUUCAAAAAUGUUUUACACACAUCAAAUUUCUAAAAACUAGGCACUGAGUAAAUAAAACUUGGUCAUUCUUAGGUAGCAAUUUACCACACACACAAAUAGGCCUACACACUGUGUAUAAUGAUGUAAUAUGUAGUGGUCCAGCAAAUUUCGACUGUGGCUUUUAUCUGGGUGCUUUGUAUUUUUGUACUCUGCUGGCAGAAAUGUUCACUUACAUUUAAUGAUUGUUAUUGAAAGAGAUUUAUUUAUGAUGUUCACAUAUAUUGAGAAAAUGCUAAUUUCUUCUGUUCUAUUCAUUCCACAUUUCUGUGAUGUUCUGACAGCAGCUGGGAAACUAUAACAUACUAUAAAUCAGCACCAAAUCAAAAACAACCUUUUGGGGGAGACAGCUGAUCUUUUCUACAGAAUCCCAGUCUUUAGUGAUUAAAGUACCUUUUCUCUUUCCAUUAGUAUGAAAAAGAAGUGUCUUGGAAGGAUCUCAUGCAGCAUGCUAAUUCUGCAAUGGUCCAUAACAGUCUUGACCCACUAAGUCUCCCAUGUUUUGUCUGUGGGUCAAUUCUUUUUUCUUCUUAGGUUUGGGUCAUUUAAAUUUUAUACCAUUCAAAUGUAAAAGUUUUCGUGGUAAUCGUAGUUUCAUCUACUUUUCUUUUCUUUCAAGAACAUGUUUUGUAUGUUUCUGGUUUUCCAGCAAUUGCUACCCACAUGUUAGUGAUAGUUUGACAGUUGUGUUUUGUGUUAGUGUAAAAAGUCACUUCACAUUUCUUUUUCGUUGCAAUAACAGCUACAGCACACCUGGAGGAAGGUCAUAAAUGCAAUUGUGUGUCUGUUACUAAAUAUUUGACUGUUUUACUUUGUGAUCAUGGUGUUGUUACAUAUCAUCCAUGAGUGAUAGAUUUUGUGAUAUUCACAGUAAGAUUGGAUAUUCUGAUUAAUGUAAAGAGGUUAUUAAAAUUCUAUGUCCGAUAUAUUGUUAUGCCGUGUGGGAGAGUUUUACUUUUGUUUUUUUACUGUCCUUUCAACACUAUGGAGGCUGUUGCUCAUGGAAGAGGUACAAAAUGUAAUAGUUUCUUAUAUUAUGAAGACUAAGAGAGAGGAAAAACUCAAAAAGAAUAAACUCUAAUAAAAAUGAACUUCACUGC